AUGCCGGUCAGGGAAACAGCGGUUGCCGCUGCGGUGUUAGUAACCCUAACUACGCUAUUUCAUGAGGCGGCUUCCGGACCCUCGUGUCAGGACAGGGAUUACCUGUCUGCCUGUAGCGAAGACUGCUACAAAUACAAAUUCUACACCUGCGUUAACUUCAACAAAGUGGGCGACCUCUACCACUACGUGCAGCGUGCCCUCAAGUAUCCCAACCUGUGGUUCAUCUUGGAGGACAGCCAGCUGGACUACUACCCAGGCGGCACCUUCGCGGACGGCAGCGUGAGCGUCAUUGAGCUGCGAAACGUGCGGGCGCACAGCUUCGCCCAGUUCGAGACCGGGCCCAACCCGUUCCUGGGGAUUGAGGACUCGCUCCAGUUCAUUGUGUUCAGGGACGGCAGCACGCUGCCGGACUCCUGGACAAUGCUCGGCCGGCUCAGGAAGCUUGAAAAGCUCGAAUUCUGGAACAUGAAGCACCUCGAGCUCACUCGCGAUUUCAACGACCUUCCGCAGAGUAUGACUCGAGUCUAUAUCUACAACUCGACCAUCGGCUACAUCGACGAAAACUGGCUGUCCUCGCUGAAGAAUCUCGAACGCGUAAUCGUGCAGAAAUGCAACCUAAAGAAAUUUUUGAGAUCGAUGCUGCCGUUGCCUGCUCUGAAGCUGCAUUUCCUGGACCUUGAGUCGAACGCUUUGACGUUUCUUCCACGAGAUAUCGGCCAGGGCUUCCCCGCCCUCUACUUUUUCAGCGUUGGCGAAAACAACAUCACCACCUUAAGCCAAGAAAGCCUAGCUCCGCUGAAGAGCGCCGGAUACGUGCACCUGUAUGGAAACCCGCUGCACUGCGACUGCCGGCUCCGGUUCCUGCUGGAAUAUAGUGACGACUGGACAUACGCUCACUGUGCAUCACCGGCGGCGGUCAAGGGAAGCUACCUGAAGAUCCUGUCCGCAGAACAGAUGACUUGCGGCAAUGAAUCUAAAGUCAUCAGCUGAUCCUUCUUAUCCUCUCUGAAUCGGUUUCCACAAACCGCUGUUUCCCAGUUGCUAUCUAUUACCGAAUAUCAUGCCAGUUUUUAUGGGCAGUUGGAUGACGGAGAUGAAAUGUAAGCAGUUGAAGCGGCACCCUUUUUUAUGGGCAUAAGCUUAGAUUUUAGUGACUCGUGUCUGAGAUACAGAUAAAAUUGCUUAGGAAGCAGUCAUUUGUCAGGAAUCGCUGGUCGGUUUCCCCGCGUUUC
This is a messenger RNA of Ixodes scapularis (black-legged tick), 1232 nucleotides long. Its product is annotated as protein slit. Gene Ontology annotation, cellular component: plasma membrane. The record is from RefSeq and is a predicted model, not a curated record. The transcript is spliced from 3 exons. Lineage: Eukaryota; Metazoa; Arthropoda; Arachnida; Ixodida; Ixodidae. Bases 1 to 990 code for a protein of 329 amino acids.